This is a messenger RNA of Trichomonas vaginalis G3, 681 nucleotides long. RefSeq names its product proteasome assembly chaperone 2 family. NCBI's taxonomy places the organism in Eukaryota, Parabasalia, Trichomonadida, Trichomonadidae. Gene Ontology annotation, biological process: proteasome assembly. The transcript has a single exon. The record is from RefSeq and is a predicted model, not a curated record. Bases 1 to 681 code for a protein of 226 amino acids. Gene Ontology annotation, cellular component: nucleus; cytosol.
AUGAAGUUUGUACCAAUUGGCGAAAAUUCACUUGAAGGCAGAAUACUUGUUGUACCAUCAUGUGGAUCAGGAUCAGUUGAUCAAUUAACAGUUGAUUUAAUUUGUUACAAAUUUGGAAAAUUAGUUGGUAGAUUUAUUUCAAAUAACGUCGAUAUGGUAGUUACACCAGAUCCUUACAAGAAAGAAGGUGGAGAACUUGCAACAGCAGUAGAUGUUUACAUUGGCGAAACUCCUUUAUUAGGUCCGAUUGCUUUAUUAAGAAUUGCAUCUUCAAUACCAAAACAAAAGCGUAAAAUACUAGAAUUUUCAAAAGAAAUCGCACACUUUGCCCAAGAAAACAAAAUAAAGGAUGUAUUAUUUGUUCGUACAGUUUCAUCGGUCUUCUGCUUAGAACAACAGAUUAGAGACUGGCCAUUUGCUCUUAGAGCUACAGGAAAAUUAGCUCCUAAAAUUAAAUUUAACCAAAUCGAAGAUUAUACAGAAGUUCAAGCAAUGCUAAAGAAUACAGUAUUUGGAGAUUUAUACAACUGCCUCCAAAAGCAGCCAGAAAUCGACUUAUCUGCUGCUUUCUUCUUCGUUCAUGAAGGAAGAGGCUUCAACGAAGCUGUAUUUUUCGCUAAAAAGUUAACUAAUGAGGAGAAUAUAGAAAUACCAUACUCUUGGGAAUUACUUAUGGAAUAA